CGCAGACGAGCAAACGAUUGGCCUGGCGACGUUCCGUAGCCAUGUUAGCUCAAGUUGGGGCUCCAGCGCCUUCGGGUGACGAGUUUGUUGUGUGUGCGCGUUGAUCUAGUUGACUUGACGCUUACCAUUGGACAACAUGGACUCGUUCACGAGGCGUGCCUCAAACCAGAACAUCCAUAAUGAUGAAUAUUCUGAGACCUACGUGAACCCUCACCCAUUCGACAACAGACCAGAUGGCAUGCGUACAUCGUUGCCCAGUAUGGGCUCAUCCAUUUUGCAGUCGAGCGGCGGCGAGUCAUAGACGAACGUUGACGAGUUCGACCACCCGCGCGGGGGCGCCCUGUUUCUGACGACUGCAGGCGCUCCGCUGCUCCAUCGCGCCGCGGGGGCGGCGCAAGCCUAUUCGCCAACCAGGCCGCCCAGCAUGCCGCCGCGCUCCGCCGCCGAUGCGGGGCUCGCCGCAGGCCCUCCCGGCGAGACAGGACCGCGCGGCGCGGGCGAGACAGCCGGCCAGCGGAGGGCGGGCAGGGGCCUCCAGUGGCGCCCCCGCGGCCGCCAGGGCGCCGGCAAGCAUGCGGGCCGACCUGUCGGCAGGGCGAGCUCGUUGGCAGCAUGCGGGCAGCCACCGAGGAUGCGGCGCACGCCACCCCUGGCGCUCCAGCUAUCACCACGCUCAUGAUCCGCAACGUUCCGAUGUCUGUGGCGCUGAGUGGCCUGCUGGACCUCAUCGACAGGGCUGGUUUCGAGAACCGCUACGACUACGCCUACAUGCCGACCAGUUUUGACAGUGGGACCACUAGAGGGAUCGCGUUUAUAAAUUUUGCCACCGCAAGCGACGCCCGUGAGUUCUCCAUCUUGUGGAAUGGAUCGCGGUUGACCGGAGUUGCCGGUGCUGGAACCAACGGGGCCGUGAUCGAGGUCACCGUGUCGGCGACGCAGGGCUAUUCGGAGAACGCCAGAAUGUGGAAGGCGGGCUGGUUGCGCCGCAUUAGAAAUCCCAAGUUCCACCCUUUCAUCGCCACGAGGCCAGCUGCCUAGUGAACGCGCGGUUGGCAGCUUCAGUUUUAUAGGACGCGCGGGACGCGUGGGUUGUGGGGGGGAGCGCGGAGGAGGCCAAGGAGGACGAGAGCAAGGGCGCGGGCACAACCGCAGCGCGCCCCGGAGCGCUCCAUUCGACGGCGCUGGGCGCGAGCAAGGCGGGCCAUGUGCCGAGAGGACUUUUAUUAGUCGCACGCCCGCGUGCGUUCUUGAAGAAGGGGGAUGCGGCUGAUGCCGAGGAGAGAAGGAGGGGAGGAGAGUGCCAGCCUCACUAGUGGGACUCAUCCGUCCCUGCUGAUUGCGCAGCUCUGGCAUCGACAGGGGCUGUACAUUCUGGUCCUCGGCUUGUCCUGAUCACGCUGCUCCUUCGCGACGUUUCCAGGCUACUACUAGUAAAUGUUUGCUUCCUCGUCUUGUGGUUGUGUAUUCGAGACAUGCAGAGCUGAGAUGGUGCAGGGCCGAUUGUUCUGCUCUGAUGCGACGUUUCAAACAUGAAGCAGUUCCAGUGCAUCUCGUUUCGCCUUCUUUCUUAGGUUUUCGCAGCGCGCAGCGCUCACUUGAACCUUGCAAGCGCAAGGAAACCUGAACAUCGUCCGCAGCGCGCGCAAGAAAUCCUGUGGCCGUCCUCGUUCCAGAGGGCCAGACACAAAGGUUUGGCGCAGAUGUGUGGGGCUUCAUGCGUUUCCUGCAGGGCAGCAUGCAGGUCCCUUAAGGGGCCCGCUCGAGGCCCUGAUCUCUGAUUUUGCGGCGGCGGUUGCAGCAACGCCACUUCCAUGAUCCUGUU
Prorocentrum cordatum is the source of this 1822-nucleotide messenger RNA. The record is from the annotation of a GenBank genome assembly. NCBI's taxonomy places the organism in Eukaryota, Dinophyceae, Prorocentrales, Prorocentraceae.